This is a messenger RNA of Anneissia japonica, 1373 nucleotides long. Its product is annotated as protein jagunal homolog 1-like. The transcript is spliced from 3 exons. Lineage: Eukaryota; Metazoa; Echinodermata; Crinoidea; Comatulida; Comatulidae. Gene Ontology annotation, biological process: vesicle-mediated transport; endoplasmic reticulum organization. The record is from RefSeq and is a predicted model, not a curated record. Gene Ontology annotation, cellular component: endoplasmic reticulum membrane. Bases 66 to 611 code for a protein of 181 amino acids.
UAGUAACUGUAGUAAAUAGGUCUGGCUUUGUCCAAAGGUCCAAUAAGGAAGAAGGUGCUUAGAAAAUGUCUUCUCGUGCAGGACCAAGAGCUAGUGGGACUGAUGGAAGUGAUUUUGAUCAUAGAGAGAGGGUCGCAGGUCACUAUAGGAUCAGUGCGCAACUAAAACCGAAGAUCAAGAUUUGCAUGCUACUAAAUCUGUUCGUGUCUGCAAACAUCGCUGCUCUCUGCGGAGCCAUAUAUCUGAAUCUUCUGCCCUCUAGUAUGGAGAUCUCCAAACCCCAGCCGUGGCAUUACAUCAUCAUCUGCAGUAGUCUGCCGUCAGUCAUAGGCUUAGCAUCGCUCUCGAGGAGUAAUGCAGCUCUUUUAAAUAUUUACAAAACAGGCAGUUUACUAUUCUGCAUUGGUGGAGCCUUGUUUGGCUUGAUAUUUCAGUAUAAGCAAUUUCAGUUAUAUGUACAGACUGGUAAAGGUGUUUUAAUAUUUGGUUUACCCCUCAUCGUAAUACAAUAUGUUGCACUUUCUCUUUAUAUUAUUUUCAAUUUGAUAAACUUCAGAUAUGCAAGCAAGUUGUCAGCUGCAUGGAAUUUUAAAGGUUCAAAAACGAAAUAAAUAUGAAGAUAGUAAAAUGGUUUACACCCCUCAUCGUAAUGCAAUAUGUUGCACUUUCUCUAUACUGUACAUGAUUUUCAAUUUGAUAAACUUCAGAUAUGCAAACAAGUUGUCAGCUGUGUGGAAUUUUAAAGGUUUAAAAAGGAAAUAAAUAUGAAGAUGGUAAUAUAUGUUAAAAUUUAAUCAUAUAUGAUUUUGUUUUAGGGACAAUCAGUGAAAAAAGAAUCUCAAUUAGUUACAUUGCAGUAUAUAAGUUUGCUCUCACUGGAACAUGUUUAAUUGAUUAAAUAAUGUUACUGGUUAUCUAUAACACACACUAAAACCUUUUUCCAUGUUCUUAGUGUUUUUAAUAAAUACUACAGUAUUAUAAAAUCCAAACUGCUUUUGUAUUGCUUGUUCAACAAUAACCAACACAUAUCAGUAAACUUUAUAGAAGCCAUGCUUUGUUACCAUGUAAGAUUUUCUAUCAUUAGGUUUGCUUCAGUAACUUCUUGCUCAUUCCAGGCGGUUUUUUUUUUCACUGCAAUUAUGUAAAUUUUCCUGGUUCAUCUAGGACAUACUUAUUUUAAGAUUUAAGCAUGAUGAUAAAUAUCAGCUUCAGAGGGUUCUCGUCUGUAUGUGGUAAUUAUGUGCAUUGUUGCCUGCCUUUUGAACUGGUAAUUGGUGUGGUCAUAAUGUACAUAGUGUUCAUUUGUAUACCACCAUUUUAUCAUUGUUUUUAGUUCGUUUCAAAACAACCAUUAAAUUAAACUGAAAACAAUU